AUCUUGGAAAUAAAAUGUUGGUUCAGUUGGGGACACACACCACAGAGAAAUGGAACCUAUAGAAAUGUAGAGUUUAAGGUAGACGUGAAAAAAGGUGAUGGUCCACUAUGUGUAUGACUUGGGCCUAAAUGUUACCCAUCUUGAUUGAUCCCUGGGUACCUGUAGGUGUGAGGAAUGCAUAUCCUGUAAAAUUAAGUACUCUGGUUUUCCUGGUCCUUUCCUUGCCUGUGUUUUUCCCCAGUUGUCUGAAGGUUUUCCAGUUGUCCGAAUACUGAGCUUAGACGUUAGUUAGGUUUGUUGGUUUCAGAGCUGCUGAAUGCCAAGCUUCCCAUCACUCUCCAAUUAUGAUCUCAUAGGUGACGGCUUCAGAACUCUCAAGUCAGCAGCAGCAGGUGAGGUUUUAACAAGUCUCUGUAGGACAGAUUGUUGUCUAGGCCCUCCCCAACCUGGAGCCCUUCAAAUGCUUUGGACUACGGCUGCCCUCCACCGCAGCUAAUGGAGGAAAAGGCUAUCAAUGGUUACUAGUCAUGAGGAGUGUGUUCUACCUCUCCUAUGGGAGACGGUUUGCCUCUGAAUACUAUUUGCUGGGAAAUGACUGCAGAAGAGAGGCCUAUUGUGCCUAUGUCCAGCUUGGCGACUUCCCAUAGGUAACUGGUUAGCCACUGUAGGGAACAGGAUGCUGGACUAGAGGCCUUUAUUUGCAUCCAGUAGGGCUCUUAUUAGGAAAUGGGCGGCAUCCAAUGGAUCUAGAGAAUGAGCAGUAGUCCCUCCUCUCUUUUUUUCUUCCCACCUCACCUUCCUUCCCAUUGGUCAGACAAAGACUCACUUGACAUGCUAAAGCUAUUUCUCUUUUUUGUUAUAUGCACCUUUUCUAUAUAUCUAUUUGCCAUAAGGAAAACCUAAUAAAACGUGGCUGCUUACGUUUAUGCUCAGUUCUACAGAUCCACACCCUCUUACCAAACAAAGGCAAGGUCUGGUAAAAUUAUUAAACAGGAACGGUCUUGGGAACCUGCCUGCAAGUUUCAGAUUCCUCCGCCUUAUGCAUACACCCAGGUAUUUACCAAAGCAGGAAUCUCUUGGAGUGGAUGGUGAACAGCAACAGAGUGGAAAAGUAGAGCAGUGGUAUUUUACUAACUUCAAAACUCAAGGGAAGAAAGACCAGGAGGAGGAGGAGGAGGAGGAGAAUAACAGUACGUUUAGCAUCCUUUGUAUUUCCUUGGAAUCUCACGGGAUCCGUGCAAUGGAGCCACUAUCUGAUAGCAACUCAGCAGAGGGAGGGAGAGUAUGGACACAGUAACUUCAUCAACAUUACCAGACGGCUUGAUGGUGGCAUGAAAAAUAAAGAUGCAGCAGAGAAAGACCAAAGAGGAUGACAAUCUGAUCACAGAUGAGCAGAAUUUCCAGGAGGCCGGUUAUGGGAGCUUACAGACCACGGAGGACUACAUAUAUGAAUUCAUCACCUUGGGCCCCGAGAAGGUCUCAAAGCACACCACUUAUGAAAGCUUUGCUGAUAACUAUGGGCAGAAUAUAGAUGAUGCCAAGGGUGGGAGGCAACCCAUGAGUUAUCCUGAGGUCCCACGGAGGAAUAAACAAGUGCCAUUAAGCCAUGCUGUAAAGAGCACUGCGAACCUCUUCAGUGAUGAGACAGCCAGGAUAGACUUUAUUCUAGUAUGGGAAUCGGAUUACCAGAAUUUGGAAGGGCAAGGUGAUGUGGCUGAGAAAUCAAAUCGAAGGCAGAAGAGAUCGCUUGAAAUACAUAGAGUGUGGCGAGAGAAUUUUCUGAAGAAACUCCAGAAGAAAGGGAUUAGAAUGGAAAAGCACAUUGCCCAGAAUGCAAGGAAGCUGGUGCACUUUAUAUUGCUGAGCGCUCCUUGGAGUGUGCUCUGUUAUUAUGCUGAAGACCUCAGGCUGAGGGUUCCCUUGCAGGUUGUGGACAAUAUUCAGGCUGCAGCUAACUGGUCUCACAGGUUGCUGGUGAAGCUGGGCAUUCCCAAUAUGCUCUAUGAUGAGGUUCCUAACUUUCCCUUGGAUUACUACACCUGUCAUUUCAAGGCAAAUAAAUUACCCUGGUUUCUUGGGAGUGAACAUCAUGAUACAUUCUUCAACACCACACAGCGACACAGAAUACUAUAUGAGAUCCUGGCCACCACAUCAUAUGGCAACCCAAAGGCAGGGCAGGUUGGAAUAGAAAGGCUGCUGAAUGAGGAGGUCUUCACAGCUGCAUUCCCAUUGCAUGAUGGUCCCUACAAGAUCCCCCAGAAGGAGAUUCCCUGUAUUCAGCUGAAUCAGAGACAGAUUCUUUUCCACUACUGGGCCCAGUGGAGUAAGUGGAAUAAGUACCAGCCAUUGGAUCACAUCCGCAGGUACUUUGGGGAGAAGAUUGCUCUCUACUUUGCCUGGCUUGGUUUCUACACUGGAUGGCUUUUGCCAGCAGCUGUAGUGGGGACACUAGUCUUCAUAAUAGGCAUAUUUAUGAUGCUUGAUGACAUCCCUACGAAGGAGAUCUGUACCAGUGAGGGGAAAUACAAUAUGUGCCCACUCUGCAAAGUCUGCCCCUAUUGGAACCUCUCCACCGUGUGCCCAAUGUUUCAGGCUGGUCGCCUCUUUGAUCAUGGUGGAACUGUCUUCUUCAGUAUCUUCAUGUCUUUAUGGGCAGUCACAUUCCUUGAAUACUGGAAGCGGCUGAAUGCUACCUUAACAUACCGCUGGGACUGUUCAGACUUUGAAGAUAUUGAGGAACGUCCACGGCCCCAAUUCACUGCUAUGGCACCCAUGACAACCACAAAUCCAAUCACUGGAGUGGAGGAGCCCUAUUUCCCCACACGGAGCCGAUUCAAAAGAAUCAUCGCUGGAUCAAUGGUCAUCAUCAUGAUGAUUGCUGUGGUGGUGAUGUUCCUGAUUUCGAUAAUCCUUUACCGGGCCAUCAUUGCCGUAGUUGUAGCCAGGUCUGGGAAAUACCUUCUUGUAGCUUCGGCUUCUCGUAUCGCUAGCCUCACUGGCUCAGUGGUGAACCUGCUCUUCAUCCUCAUCCUAUCAAAAAUUUACACUUCACUGGCACUUUUUCUUACCAAGUGGGAGAUGCAUCGUACACAGACCAUGUUCGAAGAUGCGUUCACCUUCAAGGUGUUUGUCUUUGAGUUCAUCAAUUUCUACUCCUCUCCCAUCUACAUUGCUUUCUUUAAGGGCAGGUUUGUAGGCUAUCCAGGACACUAUUCCACAUUGCUGGGUAUCCGCAAUGAAGAUUGUGGUCCAGGUGGCUGCCUCAUUGAACUUGCCCAAGAGCUGCUUGUCAUCAUGGUGGGAAAGCAAAUAAUUAAUAAUGUGCAGGAGCUCCUCAUCCCGAAGUUGAAAUCAUGGUGGCAGAAGCAGAAGUCUCACCGUAAAAGGAAUGAGGGCCAGGAAAGCACCACGAAGCAGCUCUGGGAGAGUGAUUAUGAACUGCUGCCCUAUGAAGGACUCUUUAACGAAUACCUGGAAAUGGUCCUGCAGUUUGGCUUCAUUACCAUCUUUGUGGCCGCCUGCCCCUUGGCACCUCUCUUUGCCUUGCUCAACAACUGGGUGGAAAUUCGCUUGGAUGCUCACAAAUUUGUUUGUGAAUACAGGCGGCCGGUUGCUGAGCGGGCCCAAGGCAUGGGCAUCUGGUUCCCUAUCCUGGAAGUCAUCACACACCUGGCAGUCGUUAGCAAUGCCUUUCUGAUUGCCUUCACCUCUGACUUCCUCCCUCGGCUAUAUUACCAGUACACGCGUGCCAGCGAUCUACAGGGCUACAUUGACUUCACCCUGGCCUAUGCCCCAAACUCUUUUGUCCUGCAGCACAAUGUCACAUGCAGGUACAGAGCAUAUCGAGAACAAAGUGGGAGGUAUUCACUAGCUUAUUGGAAUCUACUGGCAAUCCGCCUUGGCUUCAUAAUUGUAUUUGAGCACGUGGUCUUCUUCAUUGCACGUUUGAUUGAUAUGAUGGUGCCCGACAUCCCAGAAGUGGUGGGGAUCAAAGUGAAGCGAGAGCAGUUUCUAGCUAAAGAGGCUCUGGCUGAGAACAAGGCCCUGACUGAAGUGAUAGAUGCGAGAAAUCCAACCCCUCUGACAGAGAAAGCACCAUAGGAGGCUCAUGAUGCUGAAAGAUAUUCUGGUUUUGAUCCACACCAAGUUGCCAAGCUUUUGGAAGAGCAAGGGGUGAGGAGGUGAGCAGCCUAGAAGAACUUGUGCAGAAAAGUGUCACUUUUUUCAAGUGCUGUACUGUAGAAGGAGACUUUGAGCUUUUAAAGGCUUCAGGAAUUUGAUCGAUCCAGCUGCUUUAAGGACUUUGAGAAGUGUUAACUUGGCAAAGGACAAGAUAUACAUGGACAAUGGAUUAAUCUAACCAGCCCAUUCAUCAGCUCUGCAAUCAUUUGCCUAACUGAACAGCUUUGUCAGGCUUUCCAUGUCCUCACUGCCCAAGAAGUGACUUCUACUGAUAUUUAUAGAGUUAUAGUGAGCACAGAUGAGUCCUACAUUCCUGCUUACAAAGAGGGAGGGCUGCUUUUUAACUUGUGAAGAAGUACUGGUUAGUGACAAAAAAUCUUCCAAAGAGGUAAGAAGCUGCAUCACUUGAAUGGCUUAUAAGAAUGAGAGCUGCUCUGAUGAGCUAAGGGCAGAUUACUGGAGAGUAGAUGUGCACUUUGCUUAGCAUGCAGUGGCCAGCUUAACAGAAGAUUACUGCUGGAGAAGGCAACCAUUUGAGAGCUUGUACUGAGCUUCACAAGCUGCCUGCUCCUCCCUUCCUCUCACAGAAGCAAUACAAGACUUGUAUCUUCUGCACAUCAGUUUGAAUCUGCUUUAGCUGGAAGCUACGUUUCAGCAAUGUGGCGUAUGCCAAAUACUAGUGAUUGCAAUCAUGAUUAAACAGUACCCCUGCUGAGAGCAAAUGGACAGAAUCUGUUCAACAUUCAGUACGAACAGCUAAAAAGUGCAAGUUCUUUUACAAUUGUUUGGAAUUAAUUGUGAGUUAGUAGCUGUUUAGCAUUUCAUUAGGAAGGCAGGUAGAAAUUUUGAAUUAGUGACUUCUUUUUUUAAAAAAAUAAAGUAUACAGGAAAUAAAGACAGCCACGCAAAAGCUGUUUCAGGUUUUAUUUUAUUUUUUUAGAAUUUAUAAAAUUCCAGUGUCAUCCAUACUCAUGAGCCUUUAUACAUGUUUUGCAUAUAAUCUCCAAAUUCCAAAGUUAAGGCCAAGGGAUCAUUGCCAUGGAAACAUAAUAUGGAAGACAUUAAGAGGACAUGGAGCACACCUCCGCAGAGCAUCUGCUGCAGACUACAUGGGACAGAGGGGGUAGAGUACUCUCAACAGUUUGAACAAAUGGCUGGGUUGGGGGGGCCAUGCUCAAUGGCAGUUGAAGCCUAAAAACAUGUGCAAGUGAUGUGACUGACAUUCAGACACCAGGUAUACUACUGGCAAUACAUUAAAACACUACUACCCUGUUUGUCUCCUGCUCAGAUAGUAAGAGGGCUUGUCCUGCCCCAAGUGGAAUUAGCAUAGAGAAACAAAUCUCUCCUCCCUUCAGCUAGGUAUACUGAAAGAAAGAGGCUUUCCUUCCUGUUGGGUUAGCGGUCAAGAAAGACAA
This is a messenger RNA of Zootoca vivipara (common lizard), 5597 nucleotides long. It is a transcript of the gene ANO7, whose product is annotated as anoctamin 7. Gene Ontology annotation, molecular function: chloride channel activity; protein dimerization activity. Gene Ontology annotation, cellular component: plasma membrane. Gene Ontology annotation, biological process: chloride transmembrane transport; calcium activated phospholipid scrambling. Lineage: Eukaryota; Metazoa; Chordata; Lepidosauria; Squamata; Lacertidae. The record is from RefSeq and is a predicted model, not a curated record.